Messenger RNA from Monodelphis domestica (gray short-tailed opossum), 1651 nucleotides. RefSeq names its product SHANK associated RH domain interactor (gene SHARPIN). The record is from RefSeq and is a predicted model, not a curated record. Gene Ontology annotation, molecular function: ubiquitin binding; ubiquitin-protein transferase activity. Gene Ontology annotation, cellular component: LUBAC complex. Lineage: Eukaryota; Metazoa; Chordata; Mammalia; Didelphimorphia; Didelphidae. Gene Ontology annotation, biological process: proteasome-mediated ubiquitin-dependent protein catabolic process; positive regulation of canonical NF-kappaB signal transduction; protein linear polyubiquitination.
AGUCCUCUUCUAGCUCCUUCUGGGAAAGAGGCCCCAUAUGUCAGUAUCUCACCCAAGCCACCCCCGCGGCUCAGUGGUAGAGUCCUACCAGAGCCCUUCCCUCUUCCCCUCCGCCAUACUACACCUGGUACUGCCCGGCCCCUUCCCGUAGCUUUGACCGCUUGCUCCUCCGCCCCCCCUGCUCUAGGCCGGUCUGCAGCUUGGGGACUCCCGGCCCCAGGCGACCGGAGUGAUGGCGCCGCCUGCAGGCGGGGGCGAGGAGCCAGAGGGCGCGGCGCUGGAGGAGGCGGUAGUGUUCGUGGAGGUGCGUGGCCUGGGACCCGGGUCGGGUCCAGGGCCCGAUGGGCUGUGGCGGCUGCAGCUGAGCGCGGAGGCCGCGCGGCCCGGGCACUUCCGCUUGGCGCUGCAGGGCUCUGGGAGCCCUCCCGGGGAGGGCUUGCAAUGGCCCCUUGAAUCCGUGACCUGCACUAGCCGUGGCCCCUGUGAGUUAGAGCUACAGCCGCCUAAGGAAGGGCCUGGGCCGGGUGCUGUGACACUGUGUUUCCAAGAUACCCAAGACGCCCAGCGCUGGAGUACGCUGCUGGAGAGAGCCCGGGAUCCUGCCUUCCGGGGCACAGCUGCUGCCAGCUCUGCCUCAGCUCCUACCCCCGGCAUUCUGCCCCCUAGUAUCUCCACACCACCUCCAGCUUCUGAGGCUGAGUCCCUAUGGAGCCCUCAGGAUUUUUCUGAGAAAGAGGAUUUGACAAACCGACUGACCCGGGCCAUCUGUGGGGGCGAUGAGCAGGGAGCAGCUCAAGCUGCAGCAGCCCUGGCCCAGAGGCAGGUGCCUCUCAACAUUGUGCUCCAGGAGAGCUGCUUUCCCCCAGGGCCCAUCAGGCUUCAGGUCACAGUGGAGGAUGCAGCAUCAUCAGCUCACAUCUCUCUGCGGGUUCAUCCUCACUGCACAGUAGCAGCUCUACAAGAGCAGGUGUUCAAAGAAUACGGCUUCCCUCCGCGGGUGCAGCGCUGGGUAAUAGGCCGUUGUUUGUGUGUGCCCGAAAGGAGCUUGGCCUCCUAUGGGGUACAGAGGGAUGGAGACCCCGCCUUCCUAUACCUGCUUUCUGGGCCCCCUGGGCCUCAUGGUGCUCGGCCUUCAGGCCGAAGGCUAGAAGCUAGGGAGAAGUCAAAUGGGGAGAUCAGCUCCCCUCUCACCCACCCACCCCCACAAGCCUCUCGUCCACCAGCCUCCACCAACCUUUCUGGAUGUCUGCAAGUCGGCUGGUCCUGCCCUUCAUGCACCUUCAUCAAUGUUCCUGGGAGACCAGGGUGCGAGAUGUGCAGCACCGAGCGACCGGCCUUUGGAAGCCCCCAGCCAGAGGCUCCUGCUCAACAGCCCCCAAAGGUUACAAGAUGGGGAGAAGACUUGGCAAUUCCUCCCAGCAGCGGGUCCUUGGAUGGCUUCCUUCACUUGUCAAGUGAAUUUUCCUGACCCAAGCGGGUCAAAUGGACAGACUGGGGACAUAUCCUAACUUAGAGGAUCAAGGAAGGCCGAGAGUGACUUACCCAUUUAAGCCUAGAUGGACAACAGGAUGGAAAUUAGACUAUAAUAAUAAAAAUAACCCAUCAUAUUUGGAGAAGAUUUAGUAAAAGCACUUUUACAUCCAUAAUCUAA